AUGAAUAGAUAUUUACUUCUACUUCUCAUCCUUGCCAUCGCUCAUAUUUCGGCGUCGCCAACAAUACGCCCAUACGAUUGCGCCAACGUGCCACCGAUGUGUUACAGAUUGAUCGGCAGCAAAUACACGAAAAUGCGACUCCCCAAUAUGUUAAACCAUACUCGCUACGAAGAUGUCGCCGCCGAUAUCAAAGUGUGGCGUCCUUUACUAAACUCCUCCAUAUGCAACGCUGCUAAUCAGUUGAAGUACUUCUUGUGUUUCACCUACGCGCCUGUGUGCGUGGACAAAUUGAUAUCUCCGUGUAAGUCCCUCUGUGAAACCGUGCGAGAUUCGUGUGAUCCUGUGAUGCGACAGUACAAUUACUCCUGGCCCGCGUUCUUCAAUUGUAAUCAACCAAAGAAGUUCCACGAUGAUUCUUCACAAAUGUGUAUCAAUCUGAAAAUGCUUGGAAUUGGAAGUAAGUUUGUGCAUUGGGUUGUUUGUGACAUAUUGUGGUUAGUCUUCGCAACGAUCCCUGUUGUUGUGAUUGUAGUUUCGCCACGGUUACAUUGAAGUACAGUUCUUCAAGUUUGAUUCUAUAUCAAUAUAUGUUUCCUCCUGCAGUAACACUGGGUCAAUAAGAGAUGAUCCUUACUCGACCUCUAUAAGGAGAACAGUUUAGAACUGAUUUAUUUAUCCAGUAUUUAGUUUAGGUUUCCUCCUGUAGUAACACUGGAUCAAUGACCCUUACUGAACCUCUAGGGAGAACAGUUUAGAACUGAUAGAGCUAUCCAGUAUAAAUAAAGUUUAGUCAGUUUAUUUUAGAUUUCCUCCUGUAGUAACAGUGGAUCACUAUAAGAAAUGAUCCUUACUGGCCCCUCUAGGAAAAACAGUUUAGGAUUAAUAGAGCUAUCCACUAUAAAUAAAGUUAGUUUAGUUUAAGUUUCGUCCUGUAGUAACACUGGAUCAACAAGAGAUGAUUCUUACUGGACCUCUAGGAAGAACAGUUUAGAAUUGAUAGAGCUAUCAAGUAUAAAUAAAGUUAGCCUAUCCUGUUCUAUGUGGUUUAGCUCUCCGGAUAGUUCACCUUAUGUUUAUAUUAUAGUACGGAUCACAUAUGCUUACGGAUCAUCCGUUUCUAUAGUUUAAUAUCCCCAGGCGAUGUUUAUACCAAGAUGAGAGAAAUCUACUUAAUUCCGUAGAUUAUUUGUAUUUAAUGAUGUUCUCCAAGUGAUGUCCACCCCAGGUAUGCAGAAAACUACUUGAUCAUGGUUGGAUUUGUACUCAGGUAGAUUGUAUUUUAUUUUCAGAAUGUUCGUGCAAAGGAAGUUACACUAAAAAGACAUUGAAAGCUUUGAUCUGCAAAAGCGAUUUUG
Paramuricea clavata is the source of this 1355-nucleotide messenger RNA. NCBI's taxonomy places the organism in Eukaryota, Metazoa, Cnidaria, Anthozoa, Malacalcyonacea, Plexauridae. The record is from the annotation of a GenBank genome assembly.